UUUUUCCUCCUUCCCAAACGAGUCUGGGCGCCAAGCCCCCGAGUGCUCGUCACGCUGGACCCUGGCGCGGAGCCCUGGCAUCACGACUCGGAGGCCGAGACUCUCUCCUGGAGUCACCCAGGGGAGAUGGAGCCACCUCAUUGUGUGGAGGAGCUGGAGGACGAUGUGUUCCAACCAGAGGAUGGGGAGCCAGGGACGCAGACUGGGAGCUUGCUCUCUGCUGACCUGCUUGCCCAGAGUCAGCUGGACUGCCCCCUUAGCCGGCUUCAGCUCUUCCCUCUCACUCACUGCUGUGGCCCUGGGAUUCGACCCACCAGCCAGGAAGACAAAGCUACCCAGACCCUCAGCCCAGCUUCCCCGAGCCAGGGUGUCAUGCUGCCUUGUGGGGUGACCGAGGAACCCCAGCGACUCUUUUAUGGCAGUGCUGGCUACCGGCUUCCUCUCGCUGCCAGUUUUCCUGCAGGCUUGCCCCUCGGGGCGCAGCCCCGUGAAGGGCAGUGGCAACAUCGAGCAGAGGUACAGAUUGCCCGAAAACUUCAGUGCAUUGCAGACCAGUUCCACCGGCUUCAUAUGCAGCAACACCAGCAGAACCGAAAUCGUGUGUGGUGGCAGAUCCUUCUCUUCCUACACAACCUCGCUUUGAAUGGAGAAGAGAACAGAAAUGGGGCAGGUCCUAGCUUCCAGCUAUACCAGAAGGGCACGCUCUGGAACCCAGCAGGAUCACAGCUGCCUCUGAACUUCCUCCUUUCUCUCCCUGCUGCGGCACUCAUGGAGAGAAUUUAAAGCAGCUGGUCUGGCAGCUCUGAUAGCAGGCACAGGGAAUCUGUUAACAGGACACCUAGAUGUUAAAUGAUAAUUUUUACUUAUGUAAGAAAAGACAACGUUGGUGCUAAAGUUGAAGCAAGGCCCAAGGAAAAGAUGGCUUCCCUGGGCAGAGAAGACUCCGGGGCUACAUUGGAGCCCCAAGGAAAUUGGAGGAGGAGUCCAGAGUAGAUUCUCAAAUCUGAACAAGCCCAAGCUCCUUGAUUCUGCAGAGAGGAGGUCUUCAGUACUGCUGAAGGAGGCAUUGAUCUUCUGGGUGUACAGUUGGCCAGGUUGGUCACUGCACAAGGGCACCUCCAGAGGGGGCUAAUGGAGACUGAAAUUCAGCCUGUGUUAUGCUCACUAAGAUGUGUGCCCUGGUGUGGGGCUACCUCUGCCGGGAAGGAGUGCCUUUCCUAAUUUGCACAAAGGUGCCGUGUGUGCUCACAGUGGCCCUGGGGAGGACCUCAAACUGCACAUAAGCCUUUGUUUUGUUCUGCUAAGAUAUUCUGGAGAUAUUACCUCUUCUUGGCCAGAUUUAUAUUCUCAGGGUGUGUACCAUGGUCUGUCUGCCAAGAAGAUGAAUUCCUGCUUCUAAGAAGGAGCCCAGGGAACAGGCAUGAAGACUGGUUCUGGGACACACUGACCAUUGUGCAGUCCAGCCUUCCCUGUGUGUCUCCAUACCAUUUCAUGAUGUGUAUAGGACAUAUGUUGUUUUCCUCUGUCCUGGGUGAAGGCUGUGACAGGCAGGUUGCUGGUGUAUACUUGAGUGGUACACACACACACACCAAAAAACAGGAUUAUUUAUACUGGCCACUUUUAACCCCUCUUGGCAGACUUUCUACCUGAGCUGAGUGAAAGAGAAAAUGGUCUAGACCUUGGUGCUGGGGCAAAACCAUCAUCCUCAGAGACCUUGCCAGGCCCAGGCUGGAUGCCCUGUGGCCUGUCCUGAGAACUGAGCCCAGAGUUUGACAAGGCCACCUGAACAUCAAGCCUGGGAACAGGUAGAAGGGGUCUUACUGCACUGUCCUCAUCUUAUGCAAAACCGAGAAGGAACUCAGUUAGGCCAGGGUGAAAUGUAACCCCCCUUCUAUCCUCACCCCUUAAAAAAAAGCCCAGAGAUAACUGGCAGAGUACCCCCGGGAGGGAGAGAGGUUCCUCCUGGCUGGCUGUUUUUAAUUGGCCUAGUGAUCUAGACUGGCCCCUUCCCCCUCUGCCUGGUGAGUUGGUCUAAACAUUCCUCAAGUCCAGCCUCAGGAGAUAUGCCCCUCCGGUUGGGCCCCCUCUGUCUCCCAUCCCCCACCUCCAGGAGCCUGGCUGUCUCUAGUGAGGGGGUGGAGAAGCAGAUUUAAAGAGAGUCUGACCUGGGUCCUGACCUGUAACCAGCUGAAGCCUUAUGGGGCUUUUGUGGCUUGCCAAGAGGUGGGGGUUGGGAAAGGGACCUCCCUCCUCUUUGUAGAAAUGCCCUGGAGCAAGGGAAGCCUGAUAUUCAGGGUCAAACAGCCCUUCUAAUUUAGAACCCGACUAGGGGUUUCUAGAAGGCUGAGACAAAUCUGGGGAGGGAACUCCCCAGGCCAGACAUUUGACUCUUCCAGUGAGGUUGGAAGACUCAGCAUGGCCUCUCUGCCUGGGCCUGUUUCAAAGUCUGGGCUGCUGGAGAGCUGUCCCCAGUGGCCUUCUCUUGUUCAAUCCAGGUGAAAAAAGAUCCCCUCCCAGUGACUCCCCUCAGCCUCCAGGGGAGUGGGUCUGUGUCCAGAGCUAUGUGGGAGGCUUGUCUUGAGGGCUCCUCACCUGGCUGACCUGUCUCACUGCCCCUGUGGCCCAGCUCCAUCCUUGGGCAACUCCAGCAUAGUGGGGAGGGGAUGAUUAGGGAUGGUGUAGCCAAGGGCUGCCAUCAGGGAAGGGAGCUGUGGAGCCACUGUGACUGUCCUGGUCAGCAAAUAGCAUGCCACCCCAGUGAAUGCUUAUCUUCUUUUAGUGGGACUUGAUGGGGAGGUGGGGUACGGAGAAUGGAAAGUAGCAGAGUGAGAAGACUUCAGUGCCCGUGGUGUUGCAGGGCUUCUGCACAUCAGAGCAGCUGCUGGCCCAGAGAAAGCUGCAGGGUUCCUCUGUGUAGAUGAGGACCCUUGGAGGCAGGCCAUCCUGGUUGGAUACCCUGGUAGGAAGGGGUUAACCUAUCAGCCUUGGAAGCCUCCUGGGUACACUGUGGACAGUAGGCACCCUUAGGGCUGGUGGGGACUUGGAGCCUUAGGAGAAGCACAGAGAAAGCUGAGCUCCUUCCUUAGAUGCACCAGCCUCCGGUUGAAGGUGCUCAGAGCCCCAUAUGGGCUUCGGGACCUGCACUGUUCCUCUGUCCGUGCAGGUGGCCAGCGCUUCUCCCUGCUCUGGGAGCAUUACCCAGCGAUCCACCCCAUCCCUGCAUCUACAGGGGUUGUCGGGGAGACCCAGUGAGAAUGUAGCAUUUUGUUCAUCCCCAGGUUAGUUGCCCUGGGGUCUGGGCACUCUGCCUCUGGGAAAGGGAAAGGGAAAGAGGGAGAGGAAUGGGGAUCCAUCUUUUUUAACCUGUACAGAGUAUUUGGCUUUAUGUUCUUCACAUGUAUCUAUGUGUGUGUGUAUAUAUAUAUCUUUCCCCUCCAUCAGUUGGUACAAUUUUUAAUAAAAUCAUUAAAA
Galeopterus variegatus (Sunda flying lemur) is the source of this 3471-nucleotide messenger RNA. It is a transcript of the gene BMF, whose product is annotated as Bcl2 modifying factor. Gene Ontology annotation, cellular component: myosin complex. The transcript is spliced from 5 exons. Gene Ontology annotation, biological process: apoptotic process; positive regulation of apoptotic process; negative regulation of autophagy. Bases 127 to 783 code for a protein of 218 amino acids. NCBI's taxonomy places the organism in Eukaryota, Metazoa, Chordata, Mammalia, Dermoptera, Cynocephalidae. The record is from RefSeq and is a predicted model, not a curated record.